AUGUCAGCAGGUCCGAUAGUGGAGAGGAACCAGGAUGCCACAAUAUAUGUUGGCGGGCUCGACGAAAAAGUAUCAGAAGCGAUUCUAUGGGAACUGAUGGUUCAGGCGGGACCGGUCGUCAGUGUAAAUAUGCCAAAAGACCGAGUCACCGCCAACCAUCAAGGAUUUGGCUUCGUUGAGUUUAUGGGUGAAGAGGAUGCGGAUUAUGCUAUCAAAAUUUUGAAUAUGAUCAAGUUAUACGGAAAACCCAUCAAGGUGAACAAAGCAUCUGCACACGAAAAGAAUAUGGAUGUCGGAGCUAACAUUUUCGUCGGAAACUUGGAUCCAGAAGUCGAUGAAAAGUUGCUAUACGAUACAUUCAGUGCCUUCGGAGUAAUUUUGCAAGUUCCGAAAAUUAUGAGAGACGUUGAUUCGGGAACAUCAAAAGGAUUCGCUUUCAUCAAUUUUGCCUCUUUCGAAGCCUCAGAUACAGCAUUGGAAGCAAUGAAUGGACAGUUUUUGUGUAAUCGGGCAAUCACAGUUUCAUACGCAUUCAAAAGAGAUUCGAAAGGAGAACGGCACGGAACAGCGGCUGAAAGAAUGUUGGCCGCACAGAAUCCAUUAUUCCCGAAAGAUCGUCCGCAUCAAGUCUUCUCAGAUGUUCCACUCGGAGUGCCUGCCAACACACCGCUCGCAAUUCCUGGUGUACACGCUGCCAUUGCUGCACAUGCUACAGGACGCCCAGGAUACCAGCCACCGCCAUUGAUGGGAAUGCCGACAAACGGAUAUCCAGGACAGUAUCCUCCAGUACCUCCUCCCCCACCAAGUGUCACUCCGAUGCCGCCACCGAUGCCGCCGAUGCCACCAACACCAGGAAUGACACCACGUCCACCACCGCCGCCGUCGACAGGAAUGUGGCCACCACCGCCUCCUCCACCAGGAAGAACGCCAGGGCCACCAGGAAUGCCUGGAAUGCCACCACCACCUCCACCGUCACGAUUCGGACCACCAAUGGGAGGAAUGCCACCACCACCACCGCCUGGAAUGAGAUACCCUGGAGGAAUGCCACCACCGCCGCCACCACGUUAUCCAUCCGCUGGACCAGGAAUGUACCCACCUCCACCACCAAGUCGUCCACCGGCACCACCAUCUGGUCAUGGAAUGAUUCCACCACCACCGCCGCCAUCGUAA
Caenorhabditis remanei is the source of this 1170-nucleotide messenger RNA. RefSeq lists its product as uncharacterized. The record is from RefSeq and is a predicted model, not a curated record. Gene Ontology annotation, molecular function: RNA binding. Gene Ontology annotation, cellular component: U12-type spliceosomal complex; nucleolus. Bases 1 to 1170 code for a protein of 389 amino acids. Gene Ontology annotation, biological process: positive regulation of mRNA splicing, via spliceosome. Lineage: Eukaryota; Metazoa; Nematoda; Chromadorea; Rhabditida; Rhabditidae. The transcript has 3 exons.